Molecule: messenger RNA, 2549 nt
Organism: Ochotona curzoniae (black-lipped pika)
Lineage: Eukaryota; Metazoa; Chordata; Mammalia; Lagomorpha; Ochotonidae
Gene: SLC39A7
Product: solute carrier family 39 member 7
Exons: 7
Coding region: 424-1959 (511 amino acids)
Biological process (GO): zinc ion transmembrane transport; intracellular zinc ion homeostasis
Cellular component (GO): membrane
Molecular function (GO): zinc ion transmembrane transporter activity
Source: RefSeq, a predicted model, not a curated record
GCGGCCGCCAUAUUAACACAGGUGUCGACGGCGGCGGGGGGAGGGAGAGCGGGAAGUUGCUCUUCUCGCGGGAGCUGGCGGCGUGACUGCCACGUCCGACCAAGCCGGGAAAGGACUCCGGAGCCGGUGAGAACCGCUGCCUUUCUCUCUCGUCCUUUUUCAGGCUUGUCCCCCCUCUAGUGAGUCCGAGACGAGGGCCCCCCAAGACCGUAACGUGACCGAUCAAGGCCUAGAACGGUGUUCCGGGGGUCGCACCUCCGGGAGUGGUUUUGAAAUAAAGAGGACGAGUCUUGGGGAACAUUGUGAGUGUGUGGGCUGGGGCAGCAUGGAAUCGAGGAGCAGCCCAUAGUGGUGGACGGAGGGCGUGAGCAGAAUAAGACGGAUCCCAGUUGACUGAAGUCGCUGUCUGUCCCUCUGGUCAGCAUGAUGGCCAGAGGCCUGGACGUCCCCCACGGGUUGGCUAUGCGACUGCUGACCUGCGCGGCCUUGGGGCUGCUGGUGGCUGCACACGGGGACCAUGGUGACCAGCACGAGGACCUGCAAGAGAGCUUCCAUGGACACAGCCAUGCCCAUGGCCACGGCCACACGCAUGAAAGCAUCUGGCAUGGGCACACCCACGGUGACCACGACCAUGGACAUUCCCAUGAGGAUUUCCACCAUGGACAUGGCCACGGCCACAGCCACGAAAGCAUCUGGCAUGGGCACACCCACGGUGACCACGACCAUGGGCAUUCCCAUGAGGAUUUCCACCAUGGACACAGCCAUGCCCAUGGCCACGGCCAUGGCCACACCCACGAAAGCAUCUGGCAUGGGCACACCCACGACCAUGGGCAUUCCCAUGAGGAUUUGCACCAUGGCCAUGGGCAUGACAAUGAGCAUAGCCACGGAGGCUAUGGGGCAUCUGGGACUCCAGUCAUCAAGCAGGACCUGGACACUGUCACCCUCUGGGCUUAUGCACUGGGGGCCACAGUGCUAAUAUCCGCAGCUCCAUUUUUCUUCCUCUUCCUUAUCCCUGUGGAGUCCAACUCCCCCCGGCACAGCUCUCUGCUCCAGAUCUUGUUAAGUUUUGCUUCUGGUGGACUCCUGGGAGAUGCCUUCCUGCACCUCAUCCCACAUGCCUUGGAACCUCACUCUCACCACACUGUGGAGCAGCCCAGACACGGACAUGGACACUCACACAGUGGCCAAGGCCCCAUUCUGUCUGUGGGACUGUGGGUUCUCAGCGGAAUUGUCGCCUUCCUCGUGGUGGAGAAGUUUGUAAGGCAUGUGAAAGGCGGCCAUGGACACAGUCAUGGGCACGGACAUGCUCAUGGUCACACCCAUGGAAGCCACGGACACGGGAGACAGGAGGCUCCUCCAAAGGAGAAGCAGAGCUCAGAGGAAGAGGAAAAGGAAGCCGGGGGGCUGCGGAAGAGGAAGGGAGGAAGCACCGGGCCCAAAGACGGGGCUGUGAGAGCGCAGCACCCUGAAGAGGAAAAAACGGGCUCAGAUCUGCGCGUGUCUGGGUACUUGAAUCUGGCUGCUGACUUGGCACACAACUUUACGGAUGGCCUGGCCAUUGGUGCCUCCUUCCGAGGGGGCCAGGGCUUGGGCAUUCUGACCACGAUGACCGUCUUGCUCCAUGAAGUGCCCCAUGAGGUCGGGGAUUUUGCCAUCCUGGUCCAGUCUGGCUGCAGCAAAAAACAGGCGAUGCGUCUACAACUACUGACAGCAGUAGGAGCACUGGCAGGCACAGCCUGUGCCCUUCUAACUGAAGGAGGGACAGUGGGCAGUGAUGGCACAAGUGGUACAGGCCCUGGCUGGAUUCUGCCGUUCACCGCAGGUGGUUUUAUCUAUGUGGCAACAGUGUCCGUGUUGCCAGAGCUGUUGCGGGAGGCAUCACCACUUCAGUCGCUUCUGGAGGUGCUGGGGUUGCUGGGUGGCGUGGCCAUGAUGGUGUUGAUUGCCCACCUUGAGUGAGAAAAGCGCAGUGAGCUGCCUCCAGGCUAGGGCUCAGAGACUAGUGGUUUGGCCUGGGACACCUGCCAGAGGAAAGCAUUGCAGCCUCAGAGAAUGAGAACUUUGCAUUUGGACCUUUAAAUUCUGUUUGGGGGACUGCAGCAGUCAGAACAAGUGGCUAAAGGGACCAUUAUGUGGGGCUGGCACUGCCUGACCGUAUUUUUGGAGUGGAGAACUAAAAGGAGCUACAAAAAAGGCUGGAAGGAAGUGGUGUAGCCCAUGGUUGUGUCCCCUACUCCCUUAUACUUAAGAGGACCAAGCUGUCCCACAUAGGGUUUAUCCGGAGCCCAUUUCCCUCCCCCACCGGCUGCUGGAGUUUUCAAGGCAAGACCAAAAUCCUAGACGGAGGGAAGAGGAGGAGGAGGAGAGCAGAGAUGAACAUCAAUCAUGUUCCGAUUUGGGAGUGACUGGGUAAAAGGGAGGGAGGGUUAGUUGGUAAUCUGAUUGCCUGCCUGAUAUUUUGUUGGUUUGUUUCUAUUCAUUUUGUAUCACUGUGUUUGAAUUGAGGGGAUGGGGGUGGUGACCAGAAAUAAAGUCUUUGGAUAUUCCGC